This is a messenger RNA of Xylona heveae TC161, 936 nucleotides long. Its product is annotated as cyanate hydratase. NCBI's taxonomy places the organism in Eukaryota, Fungi, Ascomycota, Xylonomycetes, Xylonales, Xylonaceae. Gene Ontology annotation, molecular function: DNA binding; cyanate hydratase activity. The transcript is spliced from 3 exons. The record is from RefSeq and is a predicted model, not a curated record. Bases 173 to 664 code for a protein of 163 amino acids.
AUCUUAAAAUGACGUCCGUUCGACGCGUUUCAAGUGAUUCAUAGUAUAUUUUCUAUUCUCUAUCAUUGCAAAAUCAUCGAACUUGAUCUCAGCUGCUACAUCUUUUUCGAAAUCCUAUAUUUCAAAUAAUCAGACAACUGAUUCAUAGAACAAGCAGUAGCGCCGUGCCAAAAUGUCGUUUUCCGGCGGAGUAGCAACCGUAGACACUCCCCUCCUGAGCCAUCUGUCCCAGUCUUCAGUAACGCUGUUCCAAGCAAAAGCUCAGAAGCAGUUGACAUUCGAGGCCAUCGCCCAGAGGCUGGGACGAUCAGAAGUAGCAGUGGCAGCUCUCUUCUACGGGCAAGCUCAAGCCUCAACGGAGGAUAUUAAAAAGCUUUCCUCGAUACUUGGUAUUGACGAGGCACAACUGGCUUGGCAACUGCAAGGAUGUCCCGACCGAGGUAGAUUGGUGGAUAUGCCGCCAAAGGAGCCGUUAAUCUACCGGCUCUAUGAGAUUGUCCAAAAUUACGGAUAUGCCUACAAAGCCGUUUUAAAUGAGAAAUUUGGUGAUGGAAUCAUGAGCGCCAUUUCUUUUUCGACAAAGGUAGAAAAAGAGACGGACGACAAGGGCGAUUGGGCCGUCAUAACCAUGAGGGGCAAGUGGCUUCCUUAUUCCCGGUUCUGAGUGGCCCCCGAGCGCGAUGUCUUUACGUACCUCAUUUGCUUGACCUUGCAUGAGAAAAGUUGAUGUAAAUGAACCUCAUUUGAUAUGAAUUAUAUGAUUUGAAGAUGCGGGAUUACUCUGAAAGGUUUGACGUGAUGUUGCAUACAAGCUAUUUAUGUAAUUCUGCAAUUUAUGGUAUUUCAAAAGAGAUCUUUGGAAACAAAAACAAUGCGUUCAGCUAUUUGCGAGCAUUCAAGUGGCUAAGUGCCGCCUGGCUGUUCGAAUUAGGUGCC